This is a messenger RNA of Syzygium oleosum, 366 nucleotides long. RefSeq lists its product as uncharacterized. Lineage: Eukaryota; Viridiplantae; Streptophyta; Magnoliopsida; Myrtales; Myrtaceae. The transcript has a single exon. Bases 1 to 366 code for a protein of 121 amino acids. The record is from RefSeq and is a predicted model, not a curated record.
AUGAAGACCGGCAAAUCCGUUACUGAUUACUUAUCAAGAACAAUGAUGAUUGCUAACAAGAUGCGGAUCCAUGGCGAGAAGAUGGAUGACAUCACCAUCAUCAAGAAGAUUCUUCGAUCAAUGACACCGAAAUUUAAUUUCGUUGUUUGUUCUAUAGAAGAAUCUAAAGAUAUUGAUGAACUUUCAAUUGAUGAGUUGCAAAGUUCUUUGCUGGUUCAUGAGCAAAAAACUGUCCAGCAAGAUAAAGAGGAACAAGCAUUAAAGGCAGUAGCCAAUCCAAGAGGUCCUGAUCGUGGGAAAGGGAGAUGGAACGACAAAGAUUCACACCAUAAAUCAAAUGAAGAUCAUGCUACUGAUUCCAAAUGA